AAUACAGAAGAAUUAGAACUUCAAUUUUUAAUGCACUUAACAGGUUCAUAGGGGGCAGAUUUAUUGUGGUCCUAUAAAGGAAAUAUAGGGCAGCUGUUAAGACCUCUGUGGCAAAUACCACUAAAGCAGAAUCUCUCUCAGCAGUUGGAAAAGCUGAAGCAAAGCUUGUUCUUCAGUAUACACUGGUAAUUGCCCACAGCUACAAAGCCCACAGGAACUUGGUCUGGACAUCAGUUAUACAUGAGACUCCCUAACAUGAACCACAGGCUAUUCAGCCUUUUAACAGAGGAGACAAGAUGCCUCCCCUCUGUUUCUUUGCCAGUCCUACUGCAUUCUAGUCCAUCAUGGUGUCUGUGGCUGAAUUUCUUCAUGGAUGUGGUAAAAAUUUUUCAGCUGUUUUCUCAGGUGUGUGUUUCUCCAUUACCUUUAAAUAAGGAUGUUUAAUAGGGCCUGAGCUUUUUUUUUCUGAUUUGCAGAUUCCCUUACGUUAGCAGCUCUUAAUUCUUUCCACCCAAGGUCUAAAUCCUUCCCUCUUAAACUGGUGUCAAGUUACAAUUACUAACAAACGACUUGUGGCCUUAGUGCCAAGUGACACUCCAUUCAAUACUCGACGAGCCUACACAAGCGAAGAUGAAGCUUGGAAAUCAUACUUGGAGAAUCCUUUGACAGCAGCCACCAAGGCUAUGAUGAGCAUAAAUGGAGAUGAGGACAGCGCUGCUGCUCUUGGCUUGUUGUAUGAUUAUUAUAAAGUUCCCAGAGAUAAAAGGCAGUUGUCUGUUAACAAAGUGAGUGACAGUCAAGAAGACCAAGAUAAAAGAAGUUGUCUUGGUGCUAAUGAGACUCAGAGUAAUUUGAGUGGAGGAGAGAACCGAGUGCAAGUCCUGAAGACAGUGCCAGUUAACCUUUCCUUAAACCAGGAUCACCUGGAGUCUUCCAAAAGGGAGUACAGCACAAACGUAUCUGGGAGCCCAACACAAGUUUCUGCAACUGGAAUUACUGUGGUAAAGGUAGAAGAGUUCACCCCAGUCUUUAUGGCCCCACAAGUUCAUUAUACAAGAGGAGAAAAUGAGGAACACCGUGGGGUUAUCUUUGAACAGACUCAGUAUGAAAUGCCCAACAUUGCCCCACAUACAAACUAUCUCAAAGAUGACCAGCGUAGUACUCCUGAUAGUACUUACAGUGACACUUUCAAAGACGGGGGAACAGAGAAGUAUCGUAGUGCAUCAGUGGGGGCUGAAGAAUAUAUUUAUGAACAAACUGCAAGCAGCACUUUUCAGUAUACUCUAGAAGCUACCAAAUCAUUGCGUCAAAAGCAGGGAGAGGGACCCAUGACCUAUUUAAACAAAGGACAGUUCUACGCCAUUACUCUGAGUGAGACGGGUGACAACAAGUGUUUCAGACAUCCCAUCAGCAAAGUCAGGAGUGUGGUCAUGGUCGUAUUCAGUGAAGAUAAAAACAGAGACGAACAGCUGAAGUACUGGAAAUACUGGCAUUCACGGCAGCACACAGCUAAACAGAGAGUCCUUGACAUAGCUGAUUACAAAGAGAGUUUUAACACCAUUGGGAAUAUUGAGGAAAUUGCAUACAAUGCUGUGUCCUUUACUUGGGAUGUCAAUGAAGAAGCGAAGAUUUUCAUCACAGUGAAUUGCCUGAGCACAGAUUUUUCUUCACAAAAAGGUGUAAAGGGGCUUCCUUUGAUGAUUCAAAUUGACACUUACAGCUACAAUAAUCGCAGCAAUAAACCCAUCCACCGAGCCUACUGCCAGAUCAAGGUCUUUUGUGACAAGGGAGCAGAGAGAAAAAUUCGUGAUGAAGAGAGGAAGCAAAACCGAAAGAAAGGGAAAGGCCAAACAGCACAAGGCCCAUGCAAUAACUCAGCUGAAGGGAAAUUGACUGCUAUCCCUCUGCAAAAAAAGAGCGACAUCACCUACUUCAAAACAAUGACUGACCUGGAUUCCCAGCCAGUUCUCUUCAUACCAGAUGUUCACUUUGGAAACCUACAAAGGACUGGACAGGUUUACUAUAACACAGAUGAUGAAAGAGAAGGGAGCAGCAUCCUGGUUAAAAGGAUGUUCCGGCCUGUGGAGGAGGAGUUUGGCCCAUCACCUUUGAAACAAAUGAAAGAAGAAGGACUGAAAAGAGUGCUUCUGUAUGUGAGGAAGGAGACUGAUGAAGUGUUUGAUGCUUUGAUGCUGAAGUCGCCUACAGUAAAGGGGCUAAUGGAAGCAAUAUCUGAGAAAUAUGGACUUCCAGUAGAAAAGAUUGCAAAACUUUACAAGAAGAGCAAAAAGGGUAUCUUGGUAAACAUGGAUGAUAACAUCAUUGAGCACUACUCCAAUGAGGACACUUUCAUCCUGAACAUGGAGAGCAUGGUGGAAGGUUUCAAGAUCACGCUGACCGAGAUAUAGUUCAGCUCAGACCCAGAGUUUUUUUUCCUGAGGAACCACAGCAUUUCAUCCUUGCUUAACAGAAGAAACUUCCCCAGGAACCUUACAGACUUGUCAACCUUGACCAGAGAAGCUGUUACAAGACUACUUUGAAAAUAUCAUCCUUUCUGCUCUUUGACACUGAAUGUGCCCAACAACCACUGAUUUAAGUUUGUCAAGGACAAGACCAUAUGCAUUAACUUAGUGCUUUAUUUAUUGCUCCCCCAUCUCCAACGUACAAACAUUUUUUAGUCCCCAGAUUGAUUACCAGGUGACCCACUGGUAAAUGGUGACUUUUUAAUCCCUACAUUAAUGUGGAUAAAAUCCUCCCAGAUUAGGUAAAAGAAUCUUACUGGUCCAUCUUGGGAAAUCUAGUUGAAACUGCUUUAACAAUAGCUUUCUCUGCAAUAGCUAAGAAAAAUGGAUACUCCUAAAUAGUAUAGGGCUAACGAUGGGGAAAGUAGCCAAGAGUUUCCCUGUUCAGACUGAUCCAUAUUGCCCUAUAGUGUAUAGUCUUGCCAAAUACCUCUGGUAGUUCUCAGCAUGUAGCAACGAGGACUUGUAAGAAAGACAUUCAGCUACAAUGUAAUUUGUAAGUAAACUGGACAGAAACCAUUUUAACCUUGUAUAUAAUGUUUAUAAUAUGCAAUAAUAUAUUUUACCUACUCUGUG
Molecule: messenger RNA, 3098 nt
Organism: Gavialis gangeticus (Gharial)
Lineage: Eukaryota; Metazoa; Chordata; Crocodylia; Gavialidae
Gene: GRHL2
Product: grainyhead like transcription factor 2
Exons: 16
Coding region: 684-2408 (574 amino acids)
Biological process (GO): brain development; regulation of transcription by RNA polymerase II; neural tube development
Cellular component (GO): nucleus
Molecular function (GO): RNA polymerase II cis-regulatory region sequence-specific DNA binding; DNA-binding transcription activator activity, RNA polymerase II-specific
Source: RefSeq, a predicted model, not a curated record